This is a messenger RNA of Ostrinia furnacalis (Asian corn borer), 1037 nucleotides long. RefSeq names its product cytochrome b5. The record is from RefSeq and is a predicted model, not a curated record. Lineage: Eukaryota; Metazoa; Arthropoda; Insecta; Lepidoptera; Crambidae. Gene Ontology annotation, cellular component: membrane; intracellular membrane-bounded organelle. Bases 361 to 732 code for a protein of 123 amino acids. Gene Ontology annotation, molecular function: heme binding. The transcript has 4 exons.
UAACACGACUUUCUUUUAUAUAUAUAGAUAACCGAAGCUUCUUCCAAGUCCCAACCCAACACAUCUUCGGCCAAAGUCAAUACUUAACUUUCUUUUAAUUUUACCCUGCCUGAGAAUCGAACAGGAACUUUCAUUUAAGGUCAUCGUGUCAUAAAAUUUUGGCGACAAUUCCUUUGCAUCACCGGUCCAGUCGCAAGCGAUACCACACAGUCAUUUCUAUUUUGUGGAAAUACGUGAUAGUGACGUGCCACGCAUCAGCGAUACGUUAUCUGGAUAUCGACACGCGAGAUACCGCGAUAGUGCAGCCCCGACAGCCGGCUUAGCUCGACUUGCUGUAUCUCAGCUACGAUUCUAAGCAGCAUGGGCACUCCCGACGAGGUGGCGCGGUACUCGCUGGCCGACGUGAAGGCGCGCACGGGCCGCAACGGGAGCGCCGUCUGGAUCGUCUACAGGGACUCCGUCUACGACCUCACCAAGUACCUGGAUGAGCACCCCGCGGGCGGCGACGUGAUCCUGGAGGAGGCAGGCACGGACGCCACCAAGGCCUUCGACGAGUCCGCGCACACGCCCGACGCCAAGACCAUCAUGGCCAAGUACAAGAUCGGGGAGCUCGUGGAGGAAGAGAAAAGGUACGACGCAAACGGCAAGAAGAAGAAGAAGGUUGUCAAAGCGGAACCAGAAGAGAACAGAAGAAGUUGCAUAAGCAUCAUCACUUGUGGGCUUGCUGGAUAAAGCUGAGCCUACAAUUUAGAUUCACGUUGGAAGAACCCGGAUUUAAAAUAAUUGACGCAAAAGUUGUACAAUUGAGAGGCUUUACUUAAAUUAUGUAGGUUAAAUUAACAUUAUUUCAGUGCUCGACUGCAAAGAACGUGUAAAAGGAUGCAUUUUGAAUUAAUUAAGUUGAUACCUAGAACUACUAUUUAUUUAUGAGUAGUAGUUUUGUGUGUUUUUAAAAGCUUUAUAUUGUUUAAUAUUAAGUGGAAUUUUGUGUUGUGAUUCAAAUCUGAUAAAUUAUUAUUUAAGAAUUAAAAUUAUAA